Notolabrus celidotus (New Zealand spotty) is the source of this 919-nucleotide messenger RNA. RefSeq lists its product as uncharacterized. The record is from RefSeq and is a predicted model, not a curated record. Gene Ontology annotation, cellular component: nucleus. The transcript has 7 exons. Lineage: Eukaryota; Metazoa; Chordata; Actinopteri; Labriformes; Labridae. Bases 61 to 783 code for a protein of 240 amino acids.
UGGAGAAGAAGAGGGCGGCAUUUUUCACCCCACAGGAACUGGACAUCCUUAUUCGCUCAUAUGGAGAGUAUGAGCAUGUUUUUUUUUUUAAAAACCAACACCGCUGCAGGUGCCAAACAGAGGGAGACGGCAUGGGAGAACAUUGCGGCUCGGGUCAAUGCGUGCAAUCACGUGGGGGAGAAGCGCACCUGGCAGCAGCUUAGGAUGAAAUAUAAAAACAUUGUUCAAACAGCCAACAGAAAGAAAGCAGAUGCCCGUAAAACGGGUGGUGGCCCAGCACCGCCACCUCUAACGGAGGCAGAGGCGCUGGCCCUGAUCCAGAAUUGUGGAAGGCCAGCAACUGAGGGAAUCCCUGGAGGGAGCUCAUCCUCUGAGCCCACCCCCCAAGACACAAGUGCCUUUAUAACAUAUUCUGAUGGUGCGAUCUGCCUGGUGGAGCCCCCUCACGCCACAACAGACCUUGUAACUGAAGAAGAGUACGAGGAGACUUUGUCUGCUGCCUUCACAGAGGGGGAACCAGAAAGGCCUAUAGAGGGCAUGGCUGGGCAGCAGCAGGAGGGUCCCUCAACUUCAACUGCACAGAUUGACACAUUACCCGUGAAAGACAUCUAUAAAAUAUUUCUGCUGAAAAAAAUUGAGAAAACCGACAAAGAAAUUCAGUUCUUGGACCGCCAGAUGAGAAGGGCAGAUCUCGAAAUUGAAUUACUAGAGCACAAGUUAGAGGUGGGUGCAUGGUCACAGGUGAAUUAUGUUAAUUAUGUUAACUACGGGAACAUUAACUAAACUAUCUCUUGUAUUUGUAGGAAAUAAAGAAGACCAAAUGAAAUUUGUAUUAUGUUUUUAUUUGACUGCUGCUGUGUUGGUGGUGGUAGUGGUGAUGAUAUUGUCUUAAUCUCUGAAGUGGAUGCGGGAUAUGGUG